AUGUUCUCCAACUUUGUCACUGCGGCUAAGGGUCUAUUUGCGCGACACGAGUCUCAAGACGCACUCGCAGAUCCUGCUGGCGCCUCCGCCGCAACCACAUCCGACAUGGUGACCGCCACUAGACGAGGGACUGUUAUGUCCACACCGACCGAGGAGCCGACCAUAAAUGGUGUUGGAAAGCAUGGAAAGCGCAAGGCCCAGCCUGUAACCUCUGAAAAGACGAACAACAAGCAGAUCAAGCGCAGGAAGAAGAAUAUCCUGGAAGCGGAGGGUGCGACCAACGAAGCUGAAGAUCUCACAAUCGGUACUCCGAAGGAGCCAGCUACGAAUGGAGAGGACUCGGAGCCUAAGAAGCACUUCCGAUUUGGCAGCGAGGACCCGGAGCCCGCCGUGCUGGAGAGUCUGUCCGAUGCAGCCCCGGAGAAGCCUGCUCAGGACGAAGACGAAGAGGAUAGCGAUGACGAUGCACCCGAGACGAUCGACAAUUCUGCCCAGCUAUUGAAGAUCAAGGAGCAGGCCAAGAAGCAGGAAAAGGCAAAGUUACUAGAAGAACAACUGAAGAAGGAAAAGCGGAGAAAGCUCGAUGAGCACCGCAAGUUGCAAGCCAAGUUCAAACCGAAGGAACCUUCCGCUCCCAGCGAGGAUCUUCUGUCCGAAAGCACCGCUACUCUCCAGGGCUCCAGCACCGAAGAUGCACGGCGACGCGCCCUCCCUGCUUUGCUUCCUGAUGAUAUUCUGAACGCCGAACCGGUCGUCCGGCCUCCGACACCCCCCGCCGAGGAUAACUUCGGAUUUGUAAUUCCCAAGAAAUCGAAUAAGCUGAGGUUUUUGGAUAAGACAGAGAAAGCGCCGAAGGAUGUCCAAGUGGGCGAUGUGACUAUUCGCGUACUCGAUGCUCCAUCUGCGAAACCAAGCUCGAAGCCUGCGCUGCCGCCCAAGGCCUCCAAGAGCGGGCGGGGUCUGAAGGAGGGUUGGCUCAAGCAGCAAAAGAGCACAGCGCACGUCAACGGGUUGCGGAGGACAGCAGGCGGCUCUUCGGGCUUUAAGCGGCGGUGA
Messenger RNA from Penicillium canariense, 1056 nucleotides. RefSeq lists its product as uncharacterized. NCBI's taxonomy places the organism in Eukaryota, Fungi, Ascomycota, Eurotiomycetes, Eurotiales, Aspergillaceae. The record is from RefSeq and is a predicted model, not a curated record. Gene Ontology annotation, biological process: rRNA processing. The transcript is spliced from 2 exons. The coding region runs from base 1 to 1056 and encodes 351 amino acids. Gene Ontology annotation, molecular function: snoRNA binding.